GUUGCUAUUAUUUUGCUUAUCAGAGGGGCUUUGCUGUAUUUAUCAUCCGCAUCUAAGCCCAAGACCUUAAUAUUGAGCCCACAUUGGCGGAAAGGUCAAGUGUUGAAAUUAUUGUUUCGGUGGGCAACGUGGAGUAGGUGCCAAAAGGCGUUCGUUACAGUGAUGCCGAAGCGUGGGAAAAAGGGAGCGGUGGCAGAAGAUGGGGAAGAGCCCAAAACUGAGCCAGAGGCCAAGAAGAGUAAGGCAGGAGCAAAGAAGAACGAAAAAGAGGCUGCUGGCGAGGGGCCAAUUCUGUAUGAAGACCCCCCGGAUCAGAAAACCUCACCGAGUGGCAAAUCAGCCACAAUCAAGAUCUGCUCCUGGAAUGUGGAUGGGCUUCGAGCCUGGAUUAAGAAGAAGGGUUUAGAUUGGGUAAAGGAAGAAGCUCCUGAUAUCCUGUGCCUCCAAGAGACCAAAUGUUCAGAAAACAAACUGCCUACUGAACUUCAAGAGCUCUCUGGACUGUCCCAUCAGUAUUGGUCGGCUCCUUCAGACAAGGAGGGAUACAGUGGUGUGGGCCUGCUCUCCCGCCAGUGCCCACUCAAAGUCUCUUAUGGCAUUGGUGAAGAGGAACAUGAUCAGGAAGGCCGGGUGAUUGUGGCCGAAUUUGACACAUUUGUGCUGGUAACAGCCUAUGUACCUAAUGCAGGCAGGGGUCUGGUGCGCCUGGAGUACCGGCAACGUUGGGAUGAAGCCUUUCGAAAGUUCCUGAAGGGCUUAGCUUCCCGCAAACCCCUUGUGCUAUGUGGGGACCUCAAUGUGGCUCACGAAGAAAUUGACCUACGCAACCCCAAGGGAAACAAAAAGAAUGCAGGUUUUACUCCACAAGAGCGGCAAGGCUUUGGAGAACUGCUGCAGGCUGUGCCACUGACCGACAGCUUCCGGCACCUCUACCCUGACACUGCCUACGCCUACACCUUCUGGACUUACAUGAUGAAUGCUCGAUCCAAAAAUGUUGGUUGGCGCCUUGAUUAUUUUUUGCUGUCUCACUCUCUGUUACCUGCAUUGUGUGACAGCAAGAUCCGUUCCAAGGCCCUUGGCAGUGACCACUGUCCAAUCACCCUAUACCUAGCAUUGUGACACCUCCUCCAGAUCACUUUGGGCCUGGGAAAUAUACCCCCUAAAACUAGCUUUAAAACCUCUUACUUCCCAAACUUCUUUAAAAACUGCUGUCUAAAAAAAGUCUACACUGUUAAUCCCUUAUAAAAACAUAAAUUCUUGAACUAGGCUCCUAGUGAAGACUUAGAUUUCCUUAAGCCCAAAUUUUUCUUUUUCUGUGUGAAUUUCUUUUUUUACAUUAAACACAAGCUACUGAUAACUUCCUUUGAAAUGUCUGUGUGAAAAAUAAAAAGCCAUAG
Condylura cristata (star-nosed mole) is the source of this 1397-nucleotide messenger RNA. It is a transcript of the gene APEX1, whose product is annotated as APEX nuclease (multifunctional DNA repair enzyme) 1. Gene Ontology annotation, biological process: base-excision repair. Gene Ontology annotation, cellular component: nucleus. The record is from RefSeq and is a predicted model, not a curated record. Gene Ontology annotation, molecular function: phosphoric diester hydrolase activity; DNA binding; double-stranded DNA 3'-5' DNA exonuclease activity. The transcript has 5 exons. Bases 163 to 1119 code for a protein of 318 amino acids. Lineage: Eukaryota; Metazoa; Chordata; Mammalia; Eulipotyphla; Talpidae.